AUGCAGACCUCAGGAACCCAAGACCAACCCGCUCAACCCCCAAAACAAGCAGCGUACGCCCAGUCCUCGAACCCCGUCUCACAGACGCCACAAGAGCAACGAGCACCGCAAGAGCAAAGAGCAACUACCGAACCAGUCCGACACCGCGGCGAUACAAUCGGGCCAAUUAAACGCACAGCCGAAUCCCGUCCCUCAAGCGACCAAGAGCGAGCUCGUCUAAGCACACAGCGCCAGCAGCAAGAACAGCAAAUGCAAAAUGCCCCCGACGUCGAUCUAGAAUAUGGCGUCGAGCAGCAGCCUGCUGAGGGAUAUAUUGCGGAUACGGUUCAGCGUAAGGGGAUGGGGAUGCAGCGCGCGCAGGCUGGAGCCCAUGCUGGUCCGGUUGGGAGUGCGGGUGGGCCUGGUCAUCCCGGUUUCGGGGAGGCGGACGACCUAGCGGCGAAUUUGGGAUCGAAGAGGGUUGAGCAUGAUCGGAUUCUUGGUGAUAGGGUUGGGAGGAGUCCGACUGAGCCUCAGGAGGGGGAUGUUGCUGAAAGGGAGGCUGUUCGACGACGUAAGUUGGAGCGGGAUGAGAAGUUAGAUGUGCAGGGGGCGAUUAAACAGGCUACUGGUGAUCCCGUGGUGGGUCAAUAG
Penicillium mononematosum is the source of this 633-nucleotide messenger RNA. RefSeq lists its product as uncharacterized. The transcript has a single exon. Lineage: Eukaryota; Fungi; Ascomycota; Eurotiomycetes; Eurotiales; Aspergillaceae. The record is from RefSeq and is a predicted model, not a curated record. The coding region runs from base 1 to 633 and encodes 210 amino acids.